AUGCUACCUAACAUUUCAGAUCAAGUUUCAGAUGACAAACUCUCUAGCAAUCACACUCAAAGCCGUGACUUCGAUAACGUUAAUCUUGCGAAAGAUCCAAUCAUGGAUGAACAAGAGAUAAAAUUAUUAGAUGCUUUAAACACGUUCAUUUCCAUUAUAAAUGAUGAUGAUUAUACAAAUUAUAAUGAAAAAUCCAUCAAUUCUAUAAAUAAAAGACAAAAUUUCAUUGCUAAUUUUAUUCGGAUCCAUCUAUUAUCAUAUUUAAGGUUUGUUCAAUAUAACUUGAAUAUCAAUUAUUCCAGAGAUUUGAUUUAUAGGGAUAUAUCACUUCAAUGGUGGAUCACCCUUUUAAACUAUUUAAAUUCAAGACCGCCAAGUUUUAAUUUGAAUAAUGCAAAUCAUCUAAUUCAUUAUUCAGGGACACCAUAUUUUUCCAUAGAUCUUUUAUCCGUCAUUCUAGAAUCAAUAAGUAGAUUAUUAACUAUUUUAUUGCCCACAUCAAUUCAUUCAAAUCAUAUCUUGGCAAUUUAUUCGAACCAUAUCUUUUUAACAAUCAAUUCAUUAACAAAUAAAUUAAUCUUAACUUCUAAAUUAUUAAAGAAUUUAAGUGAUUUUGAUUCGAAAAAUGACUCAACUUUGAAAAAUGAUUUGAAAAGUAAUAAACUUAAAUCAAAAGGUAUUCAAACUCCUAAGGAAGCAUUAGUUAUAAAAUAUUUAAACGAAUUUCAAACAGUUUUAAGAUCAUUCAUUGGUAAAUUAAAUGCUUUUGCAUUUGUUUAUUUGCCAGAUAUUUAUAAUUAUGAUGUAUUAUUAUUAAAUGGAUUAUUUUCAAAAUUACAAUUAAAUAUUUCAUAUUCAACUUCUCCUAUUUCAACGAGUACUACCGAUGAUAAUACUAAUACUAAUAAUAAUAAUAAUAAUAAUAAUAAUAAUAAUGACAUUUAUUUAUUUGGUAAUUGGAAAAAAACCGUGUUUACCAUUACAUCUAAUAAGAAAAAUUCAAUUCAAAAAGAUAAUUUUGAAAAUAUUAAAGAUUUCAAACCUACUCUAGCAACCCUCAAUUCAAAACAGUCUUCAAUGAUUCCAAGUGAUAUUGCUACUUUUAGAAUUCUAAUCUCAUACUUGAAAAACGACUCAAUCUUUUUAUCAUUUUACUGGCAUUAUUGGUAUAUUGUUAUUAAAAAUCUACAAGAUUUCUCCAAGAUUGAAAUAUUAAAUAAAGAUUCGUUGAAAUUUAUUACAGGUUCUGAAAUUUUUUUAACUUUUGUUACAAGAAAUUUUUUAAAAUCUGAUUUUAAUAAAUUUCAAAAUUUUAUCAAAGUUGGUGAAGGUAUUGAUCAAGUUUCAAUCUUAACAUCAAAAUCAAAUACAAUUCCAAAUAAUUUAAAUAAUGGCAAGAAGCAAUCGUCGAUGUCAUCCACUAACAAUUCAUCAAAUAUAGUUUCUAAUUCACAGUUAAAUGAAUUUAUAUUUAAUAAUUUCAAAUCAAUAAAGUUAUGGGAAUGUCUACGAAAUUUAAACGAUUCAUUCUUAAUUGAUGUUCAUAAUUCAACUGUUACUGAUUCAAAAAUAACAGCUCAUCAAAAUCAUAAUUUUAAAGACUUGUUAAUUUUACAUGAUAAUUAUUUAUUGGAUCAUAUUUCGAAUAAUUAUACUGCCUUAAACUCAACUAUUGCUAAUUUAACUUAUAAUAAACUUUUUCAAUUCAUCAUUUUUCAAUUUCAACAAAAUUGUAAGAAACCAUUAAGAAUUUCUAAUACUGAAUUGUAUUCUUCUUCAACUGAACUGUUAGCAUCGUCUACAGAUUCUAUAGAUCCAACAAAUUCUCCUUUGGACUUUUUAGAUUGGAAUCAAUGGGCAAAGGGCUUGCUCUCAUUAAUUAAGACUUCAAAUUGUGAUAAUCAGACAAUUGCCUUACUAUUUCUAAUUAAUAAUUGGGAUGUAAUUCCAAAAGAUUAUACAAUUAAAAUUGCGGAUGAAUUGAUAUCAAAUUAUUGGUUCGAUCUUUCUAAGGAUUCACAUUUGGAAAUUGUGCACAUAUUAUUUAUAAAAUUAAUUGUCUUUCGUGUAGUUCCGCAAUUAAAUAAGGCUUUAAAUGAUGAUGAUGAUGAUGGUGAUGAUAAUACUAAUAAUAAAAUAUCUGGAGAUAAUAACACUAAUAUUUGCCUUCAGAAGCAAAUGUUGGAAACUAUUAAAACCAAUAUUAAUGGCAUACAUUCUACUAUUAAAAUAAUGGUUCAAGAAUUAGGCUAUAUACCAGUUAUCCCCAUAGAUGAAAAUGAAGAUAGUUUACUCUUUUUUAAAAAUAGAAAAUUAUCAAUAGUAACUAAUAAUCAAGCUCUGGAAACAGAUUUAAUUAUCAGAGCAGAAAGAUUAAAUGAUCUAAAUAUUUUAGCACCAAAAGUUUUGAAUUUCCCAACUGUUAGUUCUAUCGCUAAUGUAAGACCAUCAUAUCUUUUAAAGCAUGGGAAAUAUCCUUAUGAUGUAUUGGAUGAAAUGAUAUUUAAAAUGUUGUUAACCUCUUCUCAACAAGCUGCUUUUAAAUCUAUUAUUCAAAAAGGUUAUUCAACUUCGCAAAGAUCAAACAAUAAAAGUUCUAAUAAUAGCAAUGAAUCCAAUCAAAAGGUUGAUUCUAAACCUUAUAACGAUACAGACUCAUUAUCAAUUAGAAUUGGGGGCUGGUUUUCCAAAUUAAGCACAUCUGUAGAAUCACCAGAAAAACAAACUACGUCGAGCCGGGGUAAUAAGGCUAGUAUUGAUAAUCCUUAUCCAGUUUAUCAAAGUAGUAUUAAAAAUUGUAUUAUAGAAGAAACUAUGGCAGAAAAAAUUUCUAUUGAUAAAUUAGAUACAAUAACUAUCAGUAGUGUUGAUAAUAAGCCAGUACCUGAAAUAUCUGCAACUACUUCAACAUUUCUAGAUUCAUUGUAUUCAUUUUCAAGUAAAUCUAAUAAUCAAACUUUAAAAAAUUCAGCAGCAGAUUCUAAUAAGAGAAAAGUAAUUAGUCCACCUGAAUUAAAAUAUUCUUCAAAUAUUAAAAAUGGUAAAUUAUUGCCUGUCCUGUUUACUACUAAAAUAUUACCAAUGAAUUCACCUAUUGAUAAGAUUGAAAAAGCUAAUGAUCACUGGGGUAUAAUUACAGCUAAAAAUUAUAAAAAAGACCUGCCAACUAUUCCAUCUGAUAAAUCAAAUGGUAGCGUAAAUAAUUCAGAAAAUACUUUAGAAAAAAGCAUUUUAGAUUCCAUUAGCUCAUUAGAAAUGACUCCAGAAUUUAGUAGUAAUACAAAGGAAAACGAAACUAUAAUUGCGAAUGAUCAUUAUUCUAUGGACAAGGAACCUACUUUACCAAAAAGUAAUGACUUCGAUAAGAUUGUACAGGCACGUUAUUCAAUAAUUAAACCUAACAUGAGAAUAUUUAGCAUUAAAUCUAGUCCAGAUAUUCCUUACUCUGAAAUAGAAAAUAAAAACAUUAAUAAUGAACUUUCUAUUAAUAUUCAAAAUAACCCUUCUGAUAAUACUAUUAAUGAAAUGAUGGGGAAUUCUACGAUAUCAAAUGAAGAUAAAAAGAAAUAUUUAAAAAUCUUUAACAGAAAUCAACAUAUGUUAUUAGAAACUAAGUGUAGGAAAUUCAUUAAAGCAUUAGAUAUUUAUAACAAAACAGUUGAUGAAUAUUCUAGAUAUUUAACCUUUAAAGAUCAUGAAAAUUUCUUUGUUGAUUUUGAAGUAAGGCCAUCCCCGGGAUAUGACUCACUUCAUAUUAAAUUAUAA
Messenger RNA from Henningerozyma blattae CBS 6284, 3765 nucleotides. RefSeq names its product Ahk1p (gene AHK1). Lineage: Eukaryota; Fungi; Ascomycota; Saccharomycetes; Saccharomycetales; Saccharomycetaceae. The record is from RefSeq and is a predicted model, not a curated record. Bases 1 to 3765 code for a protein of 1254 amino acids. The transcript has a single exon.